Clonostachys rhizophaga is the source of this 4431-nucleotide messenger RNA. The record is from the annotation of a GenBank genome assembly. NCBI's taxonomy places the organism in Eukaryota, Fungi, Ascomycota, Sordariomycetes, Hypocreales, Bionectriaceae.
AUGGAGACCGCCGGCCUAGUCAUCGGAGUUGUCGGGCUCGCCGGACUUUUCAACUCUUGCCUAGAGGCCCUCGAUAAACUGCAAUCUUACCGGACCUUCGGAAAUGACUCUCACAUCCUAGAUACGCGAUUCAAUGCCACCAAAGCCCGCUUCGAGCGAUGGGGUCCAGGCGUGGGCAUCGAGCGGGGCCAACUGAUGCACCCCCAUCACCCAGCUUUGGACGACAAAGUCUCUUCAGAUGCGGUAGCCAAGUUGUUACAUGUCAUUGUCGAGGCGAUUUGCAAUCCCGGUAAUGUAGCCUCCCACCGUGCUCGGGGCGUGGGCUUUGACAGCGAUGGCUCAUUGGAAGGGGGCCGACACACGCUUCGUAAUGUCACGCACGAGUCGAGAAAAAAGAAAGUGGCAUGGGCGUUGUGGGGGAAGGGAAAGCGUUCAGAGCAGGUCGAGAUAUUCGAAACCCUGGUCCAGCAACUUCACAAUCUGGUCCCCCCCAGUACGGGGAACGAUCCAUGGUCAGUACCGAAGCGAGACGUUCCUAGCACCAAUACACUCACUAAAGGGGCCAAUCUAAUCCACGGAUGGUCUGAUGAGAUGCGUCGCAUCUUGAAACGACUUGAAGAGAAUGCCAGAGCCGAAACACGACGUCAAGUUCACGCCUGGCUCAGUAGUUGCCCGCCUGACGAGCGCUACCACGACUCUCUUCACAAGAGACUCCCGGGUACCUGCAAGUGGAUUCUCGAUCGCACUGUGUUUAUUCGCUGGCUCGUCGAGUCCGUAAGCCCAAAACUCCUAUGGGUCAAUGGGCACGCGGGGUUUGGAAAGACGAUCCUCUGUGCCCAUCUUGCCGACCAUCUUGCUUCUACUUUAGGCGCGCCUGUUGCCCAUUUCUUCUUUUCCUCAGAUCAUGCAAGCCGCGAAGACCCUUUCUUAGCCCUGCGAUCAUGGGUAUCUCAGAUCAUAUCGCAGAAUGAUGAUGCAUUCGAACACGCCUGGCAGAGUUGGCUCUCUGAUGCGGAUCUUUUGGCAAAUCGCGUGACCGUCAUGAACCUCUUUAAGCAGGUCGUACACGACAUUCCUGGAUGUACGUUAAUUGCAGACGGCCUCGACGAAUGUACCCAUACAAACAACAAUGGCUGGCCAAUCGCAAGGUUUCUUCGCAAUGUCAUAGACGCCGUUGCUGGGACCGGAACACGAGUCCUCUUUGUUAGUCGUGACGAGCCCGGUAUCCGGGACGUGCUUAUGAAUGAUGCACACGUAACCUUUGAUGAGUAUAGGAUAAUGCCCGAAGAUGUCCUACCAGAUACCAAUGCCUAUGCCCAUGCCAUCGUCAAUAGAAAGCUUUCCAACAAGAGUGACGAUGUCCGCUCAACCCUUUCUGAAGCGAUGUCUGAUCGCUGCCAAGGUCAAUUCCUCUGGCUUAAGAUGCAGGAGGAAUGUCUCAGGGGUGGGAUGAAUAAGAAACAACUUCGACAGGCUAUCGAAAAAACACCAACUGGUCUUAACAGCCUAUAUGACCACAAUUGGACAAGAAUCGCCAAUUUGGGAGAAGAGGCAAGGCACCGAGCUUUUGCCCUCCUACGUUGGGCGGCUUUUUCCUUUCGACCGCUGACCGUCUUCGAGAUUACCGAUGCUGUCUUAAUUCUCACGUCUGGAGACUUAAUGCCGGACGAUUUCCCUGACGCUGUAGACGACGAGUAUAUCAAAAGCGAAAUAAUAGGCCUCUGCAGCCCUCUUUUGGAGGUUACGAAUAGAAACACCGAGUCUACUCCAGGUCGCCGAACGGUGCAGCUGUCACAUUUCUCUGUCCAUCAGUAUCUUCUCUGGAAACUCCCAUCCCCAAGUUGGAUAUACCAAGAGAAUAUGCUGCAAAUUUCCCAAGAGAAGAUCCAGAAUACGCUGCUUGCUAAGGCUUGUGUGCAAUACCUUCGCUUACCGCAGAUUUGGAAAAAGACUCCGGAUGACUCUCUUUCCAUUGGCGUCUCGUUGCGAGACUAUGCAGCAACAACCCUGCAUCAACACAUCAACUCCGGAUUGAAUGAUAACAAAGAACUGAUGAGCCUUUUGGUGCAAUUCUUCAACAAGGAAAAUCCUGUUUGGAAUACUUGGCGUGCAUUCAUAGAGAACAAAAACCGAACAAACGCAGAGGCUGAAACGUUACCUCCAAGCCCACUGUAUUAUGCGGUGAAGAUGAAGUUGGAAGGUUUAGCAAAAGCACUUAUUUUUGAACAGAAUGUGAACGAGCCCAGUAGCCUGGGAAGAACACCACUUGGCAUCGCUUGUGCGAAGGGGUUCAACGAUCUUGUUGCUCUACUUCUCUCAGAGGGCGCUGACUUUUGUACCGCAUAUAAGAAACAGACACCACUGUUUGCAGCGUCAAGUAACGGACAUACCAGGGUGGUUGAGCUGCUGUUGAAUGCUGGCGCGGAUGAGACAAUCGGCGACGAGAACGGUCGCACCCCGCUCUAUAUUGCAUCCUGUAAUGGGUAUAUCGGGGUUGUUGAACUAUUUCUUCACAGAGAGGGCGAUUUAACCACUCAAGACAACGAUGGUUGGACACUAUUGCUUGUGGCAUCAGAUAAUGGACAUGCAGAAGUUGUCAAGAUGCUGCUGGAGAAGGGUGCUGACUUCACGACGCAAAACAAUCAUGGUUGGACACCACUGAAUGCGGCAUCAAAUAAUGGACAUGCAGAAGUUGUCAAGAUGCUGCUGGAGACGGGUGCUGACUUCACGACUCAAAACAAUCAUGGUUGGACACCACUGAAUACGGCAUCGGAUAGCGGACAUGUACAAAUUGUCAAGAUGCUUCUAGAAAAAGGCGCUGACCUCACGACUCAAAACAAUCAUGGUUGGACACCGCUGAAUGCGGCAUCCGAUAGUGGGCAUGCAGAAGUUGUCAAGAUGCUGCUGGAGAAGGGUGCUGACUUCACGACUCAAAACAAUGAUGGUUGGACACCACUGAAUGUGGCAUCAAAUAAUGGACAUGCAGCAGUUGUCAAGAUGCUGCUGGAGAAGGGUGCUGACUUCACGACUCAAAACAAUGAUGGUUGGACACCACUGAAUGUGGCAUCAAGCAAAGGACAUGCAGAAGUUGUCAAGAUGCUGCUGGAGAAGGGUGCUGACUUCAUGACCCACAACAGCAAUGGCUGGACACCAAUGCAUGUGGCAUCAGAUAAUGGACAUGCAGAAGUUGUCAAGAUGCUACUGGAGAAGGGUGCUGACCUCACGACUCAAAACAAUGAUGGUUGGACACCACUGAAUAUGGCAUCAAGUAAAGGACAUGCAGAAGUUGUCAAGAUGCUGCUGGAGAAGGGUGCUGACCUCACGACUCAAAACAAUGAUGGUUGGACACCACUAAAUGUAGCAUCAAGUAAUGGACAUGCAGAAGUUGUCAAGAUGCUGCUGGAGAAGGGUGCUGACCUCACGACUCAAAACAAUGAUGGUUGGACACCACUGAAUGUGGCAUCAAGUAAAGGACAUGCAGAAGUUGUCAAGAUGCUGCUGGAGAAGGGUGCUGACCUCACGACUCAAAACAAUGAUGGUUGGACACCGCUAAAUGUAGCAUCAAGUAAUGGACAUGCAGAGAUUGUCAAGAUGCUGCUGGAGAAGGGUGCUGACCUCACGACUCACAACAGCAAUGGCUGGACACCACUGCAUGUGGCAUCAAAUAAUGGACAUGCAGAAGUUGUCAAGAUGCUGCUGGAGAAGGGUGCUGACCUCACGACUCAAAACAAUGAUGGUUGGACACCACUGCAUGUGGCAUCAAAUAAUGGACAUGCAGAAGUUGUCAAGAUGCUGCUGGAUAAGGGUGCUGACCUCACGACUCAAAGUAAUGAUGAUUGGACACCAUUGCAUGUGGCAUCAGAUAGGGGACAUGUUGAUGUUGUUGAACUUCUGCUUAGGGCUCCGCACUUUAGCAAACCUGAGGCGGAUGCCCUUGGUCGCACAGCCUUGUUUCUGGCUUCUCGAAGUGGACAAGUGGACGUGGUGCAAUAUCUGCUAUCACUAAAACGUUUUGAUCCUGAUACCAAGAACUAUUACGGCUCCACGGCAUUAUCGACUGCCGUAGCUAAUGGGCACUAUAAAGUCGUGGAACUUCUCAUCGCUGCUGGUGUUUAUGCUCAGGAUCAGCUUCAUGUUGGGCGCAGCCUACUGUGGUGGGCGUCUCGCGCCGGUAAACCACAGAUGAUCAAGCUGUUGUCACACCCUAUGGAGCUGGGUGAAACUUUCUCCCAGGCUGAUAAAGCAGUCACGGCUUUUGAUACCACAGCUGCUUGGUGUGAUGCUUGCACAUUAAACGUCUCGAGCAGCUCUGGCUUUUAUUCCUGCCUAGAGUGUUAUGGUUUCGUUUUAUGUAGUGACUGCCAAGAGCGAGGUUUCCAAUGCCGUGAUCAAGCGCAUGCUUUGAUGGUCAACCUUAGCAAGAAAUCUUGA